This is a messenger RNA of Brassica oleracea var. oleracea, 887 nucleotides long. RefSeq lists its product as uncharacterized. The transcript has 3 exons. The record is from RefSeq and is a predicted model, not a curated record. NCBI's taxonomy places the organism in Eukaryota, Viridiplantae, Streptophyta, Magnoliopsida, Brassicales, Brassicaceae. Bases 112 to 711 code for a protein of 199 amino acids.
GACACUUUAAGACUUGAGUGUCUCUUCACACUUGACCAAAAAGGAGUAAAGACACAAAAGAGCAAAGAGAAAUUAGGAGAGAGAGAGAGAGAGAGCAGAGAACCAAAAUCGAUGGCGGUUUCCGUUCCCAUCCUCGCCGUCGUCACUUCCCUUCACCUCCUUGCUUUCGUAUUCGCCUUUGGCGCCGAACGACGCCGUAGCACCGCUGUACCAGUCCCCGACCAGUACGAUGAGAAGACUUUCUGCAGGUACGGAACAGAUGCGUCGACGGUGUACGGCAUGUCGGCGUUUGCGCUGCUUCUCGUGAGCCAAGCGGUGGUUAACGGCGUUACAAAGUGUCUCUGCUGCGGAAAGGGUCUCGUUACUGGUACUUCUUACACCGUCUGGGCUAUUGUCUUCUUCGUCGUCUCUUGGGUAAGCUUUUUAGGUGCUGAGGCGUGUUUGUUGGCUGGAUCAGCGAAGAACGCUUACCACACCAAAAGCAAAGGCGUCUUCCAAGGAAAAGAGCUUUCGUGUGCGGUCUUACCCGUUGGUGUCUUUGCUGCUGGAGCUGCUUUUACUCUCCUCUCUUUGAUUGCCACCAUUCUUUACUACUUGGCUCAUUCCAAGGCUGACACUGGUGGAUGGGAGAAGCAUCAUAACGACGGUAUUGGGAUGACUACUCCUUCAGAUGCUCCAAAGCAGCAGAACAAUGACUUCGACAAGGUUUAACGGACUUCUGUUUGGUUCUUAUGAUAGCUAUGCUUCUUUUUUUAAAGACAGGGUUAUAAACUAAUAGUAUAAAAUGUUGUGUUGUUAUAAUUGUUCAUAUAAACUUGUAUUGUGAGAUGGAAUGGUGGCUCUAUGUAUGUCUGCUUAUGAGAAACUUGGACUGGCUCCUUAGAUUA